AUGCAACCGGAUGGCACCAUCUCAGAGUUUGAACCAUUGGACUAUGCGGGAACAACCAAAAUUUUCAGAGCGAUGUUGAUGACCCCAUGGAAGCGCUUUCAAGGGGACCAUCCAUUAGAGCGACUUCAGAUGACUUACACACUUCAUUCCAUGAAAGCCACGCUUUUGAGCUUUGGACCACAGUUGGGCACUUUGGUCAGUGACUCAGAUCGUCUUUUACAAGGACAUCACCAGGAUCAGAAACAAUCUUUAAAUCUGUAUGGUCGCGAUAGCGUUUGGGGUUCUCUCCGUUAUCAACAGACCGUCACAUCACAGAUUCAACAAGGAUGGAGGCCUAAAACUGCACAACAUAGAGGGGGACAGUUUCCUCUUGUGGAGCCAACGGUUGUCUUAGAGCGCUACAAAAAAGCGGCACCUGACUACCGGUUUGAAUGGCUUCCAUUUCAUCACCAUGAGGAACCCCAGGAACUUCCACCGGCUCACGAGGUGGUAUCUGAAGAAUCCGAUACGGACUCCAGCGGCAGUGACAGUGACACUGACAGCAAAGGUUCCGAACAUGCUUUGUCAGUUCAGGAGAUGAACCCCAAGAAGCAGGAACCAAUACAAGCGGAUGAAGCUGUGUUUGCUCGCCAUCGACGGGUCACCCAUGCUAUGGUGAUUAUGGAUGACGGCAACGAUUCCAGACCUUGUUUCAUGGGGCAUUUGUGGAAGGCGUCCUGUGGAAAUUGCGUCAUGACUACAAAGUCAUUAGAGGAUGCCAUGUCGGCAUGUGGCGUUGAACCAGUCAUUGCAUCACAGCUGGUGCAAAUGGGCUGGACAGUCCAAACAUUUGCGUGUGCUGCAGUGAAUUUAGAAGCGUUUGAUCGCCUGUGGCCUGAGUUUUUUCCAGAGGAAGAACCUUCACUGCUGCAGAAAGCUUCCCUGAGGGCGGCGUUCAAGAUGUGUCAAGAAAUGACACAACCUGCAUUAACCAAUAACCAGGCUGCACCUGCCUCAACGGCUUCGGAUCCUAUGGCGAAUCCUGGAACUUGGGCGGAGAGUUUUCCACCGAAGUUAGAUGCAACAGUGAUUGAUCAGAUGAAAACCAAAUUUUUGGCCAGUUACCCUUCAGAGUUGGUCAAUCAUGAUACUAUGCCAAGCACGAGACUGCUUAGCCUGGUGCACCAUCAAUUGGGCAAGAAACAAUGGGCAUGGAUCCCCUGGAAAUAUAGACUGACCAUGGCGAAAUCCGAAGAAGUCACCUCCCAGCGACAGACCAAGAUGCCAAAAUUGGAAGUGGCCUCCUUACAUCAUUUGUUGGUGGAUGAACCCCCAGCCAUUGAUAUAUCAAACACAGGAUUUGGAGUUAAUGCAGUCCGAAAUCUGUUGGCCGUUCAUGACAUGGCAGUGGCAAUGUGCGGUGGAGCCCAUUUGGCCAACCUCAAGGCCUACUCAGCAAAAUUUCUCGGCUUCCUGACCCAGAAGGUGGACCCAGAGAGCAUGUUGCGUUGUGCAUCCAUUACAGAAGCGCAGUCAGCGGAUCGCCAAAUCUGGGCUGCAAUUGCAGAUUUAAUGUCAGAGCGUGGAUGGGAUAUGGAUAAUUGCCUACAUGAGUUCACCCACAUUCGUCAUGACUUGCCAGGAACUUCAGGUUCAGCGGCCUCAAUCAGUGCCGUGGCUGUGGCAGUAGCUCCCGACAUUCCUCCUAAGGAAGGAGGCUACAGAGGGAGCCAUCAGUCCUUGGUCGGAACCCGAUCAGAAACGGGGGAAUACUUAAGUCGCCAGACUGCAUGCUACCCAGAGGCAUUGGCAACGAGAUUUGCAUCUCUGGUUACACCGUUGGUUCACCAGACAUCCCAUGAUUGGAAGUGGGAUGACAUUCAGUUUAUUCCACCUAAGAAGGAACCACUGCAACCGCCUUUUGGACAGGCGGAUGGCGGUGGCUUGCCGUCUAAUCCUGAUUGGAGCAUGGGAGAACGUUCGGCCCCUGAUGUUUUUGGCCCUUUGCGGAAACAGUGGAUGCGACGAAUCAUUGAUCAACGAUUGGAUAAAGAUCUGUUGCAAUAUUUUUCUCAGGAGGUGCAUGCGCAUCCGCCAUUUUCAGAUGCGGUCUUGGCUCCCUUCAAGCAAGAUUUGGAUAAUUUUUUGCGAGACUCGGGCUUUUCACCUGACUGGCAGGCGUGGGCACUGGAUUUCAACAUGAUAUUGCGCCAAGCAAUUGCUUUCCUAUGA
Messenger RNA from Cladocopium goreaui, 2211 nucleotides. NCBI's taxonomy places the organism in Eukaryota, Dinophyceae, Suessiales, Symbiodiniaceae. The record is from the annotation of a GenBank genome assembly.